AUGGAAGCCUGUUACUCUCAAGAUAAAUUUAAUGCCACUACAUGUGAUGCCACGUCUACGGUCAUCGUCACAAUUCAGGCAUUUACUGGCAUGUGGAUAAAUGCUUUCAUUGUUUCUGUUCUUGGUAUUGCUUGGGUCAAAAAGAAAAGCUUUAACUCUAAUGAGAAGAUCUUGCUGUUUCUGGGAUGCUGCAGGUUUUGGUAUUUCUGCAACACAUGGGUAUAUUUCUUUCUUUCAAUGUUUUAUCCUUGGUGCCUUUAUGUUUACCCCAUACCCCAACUAUUUGCAACUAUUCAAAGCUUUUUAAAUGCUUCCAACGUAUGGGUUUCUGCCUGCCUUUGUGUUUUUUGUUGUAUAAAAAUUGCAAAUUUCAGGCACACCUUCUUCUUCUACCUGAAAGUAAAAAUUGACAGGAUUGUGCCAUGGCUGUUGUUGGGUUCAGUGUUUUUAUCUCUGGUCAUGUGCAUCCUUGUCUACAACAUCACUGAAAAAAUGUACUAUAACAAUCUCAAUUCCACCACCUUAGGAAAUUUCUGGAAAAGUGAGAAUGGAUUAAUAUUUUUUCCUUUUUUUUUUAUCAAUGGCUUCGGAUUUGCCACUGCAUUCACAGCAGUAAUCUUUUCUGCCCUUCUUCUCUUAUUUUCUGUCUAUAACCACAAACACAAGAUGCAGACAAACUCAGUGAAGAACCUCAGCAUGGAUGCCCAUAUCAAAGCCAUGAAAUCUGUUCUGUCCUUCUUCUUUACCUGCAGCAUUAACUUUACAUGUUUGAUCUUGGCAUUGAUUUAUGCCACGAAGGAGGAAAAUCCCAUGCUGUUUCUCAUUUCAGUAUUUCAGGAUGCUUUUCUGGCUGUUCAUUCCCUUAUUCUGAUUUUCAGCAAUCCCAAACUGGAAAAGACACUGCUGAAGACUCUGCGAUGUGUGAAGUGCAAG
Cariama cristata (Red-legged seriema) is the source of this 933-nucleotide messenger RNA. Its product is annotated as taste receptor type 2 member 9-like. Gene Ontology annotation, molecular function: bitter taste receptor activity; G protein-coupled receptor activity. Lineage: Eukaryota; Metazoa; Chordata; Aves; Cariamiformes; Cariamidae. The record is from RefSeq and is a predicted model, not a curated record. The transcript is spliced from 2 exons. The annotation marks the transcript as partial. Gene Ontology annotation, biological process: G protein-coupled receptor signaling pathway; sensory perception of taste; detection of chemical stimulus involved in sensory perception of bitter taste. Gene Ontology annotation, cellular component: membrane.